Messenger RNA from Armigeres subalbatus, 680 nucleotides. RefSeq names its product nucleoside diphosphate kinase (gene awd). The transcript is spliced from 2 exons. NCBI's taxonomy places the organism in Eukaryota, Metazoa, Arthropoda, Insecta, Diptera, Culicidae. Gene Ontology annotation, biological process: CTP biosynthetic process; UTP biosynthetic process; GTP biosynthetic process. The record is from RefSeq and is a predicted model, not a curated record. Gene Ontology annotation, molecular function: nucleoside diphosphate kinase activity. Bases 51 to 557 code for a protein of 168 amino acids.
CAUCCAUCGGUUAACGGAACGGAACGAACAUUCCGUGUUGUGCAUUUUAUAUGAUCGGAUCGAUUCUUGCAUUUUUCUCAUUGUUUUCAACCGCGAUGGCCGCUAACAAGGAACGUACUUUCAUCAUGGUCAAGCCGGACGGUGUCCAGCGGGGGCUCGUCGGCAAGAUCAUCAAACGCUUCGAGCAGAAGGGCUUCAAGCUGGUCGCCCUCAAAUUCAUGUGGGCCGACAAAGCUCUGUUGGAGAAGCACUAUGCCGAUUUGUCGGCUCGGCCAUUCUUCCCCGGUCUUGUUAACUACAUGAACUCCGGUCCGGUCGUUCCCAUGGUCUGGGAAGGACUUGGCGUUGUCAAAACUGGCCGGCAGAUUUUGGGUGCCACCAACCCAGCCGAUUCUGCCCCUGGAACCAUCCGCGGAGACCUGUGCGUCCAGGUCGGACGGAACAUCAUCCACGGCUCGGAUGCCGUCGAGUCUGCCAACAAGGAAAUUGCCCUGUGGUUCACCGAAAAGGAGCUCGUCUCCUGGACCCCGGCUAGCGAAGGAUGGGUCUACGAAUAAGGCGUCUAAUUCCACUACAUUAUAACUCAUUAAUAUCUACUGAAUUGAAGCAUUUUUAAGUGAUAAGAAAGUGAGCUGAAUCAGGUUGAAACAAUAAAAGUGGCAAAAUGCAGGAACGAUUAA